Messenger RNA from Hydatigera taeniaeformis, 1086 nucleotides. The record is from the annotation of a GenBank genome assembly. Lineage: Eukaryota; Metazoa; Platyhelminthes; Cestoda; Cyclophyllidea; Taeniidae.
AUGUCACUCAGUAAGGGUCUACGAAGAUUAAGUUCGGCAAGGGUUCACAUAUUGAGGUGUAGGUUUUACUCGGGCAUUCGGACCGUUGCUCUUAUUCCUGGCGAUGGAAUAGGUCCUGAAAUAUCAUCCGCCGUUAAAAAAAUUUUUGCCGUGGCCAAUGUUCCAAUUAAAUUUGCCACUGUUGAUGUAACCCCCACGAGAUUGCCUGACGGGACCUUUGGAAUGCCUCCUGAAUCUCUGGAUGUCAUUCGUAAACUUGGUAUCGGCCUGAAAGGACCUCUUGCAACCCCGAUCGGGAAGGGUCAUGGAUCUCUAAAUCUGGCUUUGAGAAAGGAGUUCAAUCUCUACGCAAACGUUCGACCUUGUAAAUCGGUAGAAGGCUACGAAACUCCUUACAAGGGUGUUGACCUAGUCACGAUUCGUGAGAACACGGAGGGCGAAUAUUCGGGCAUUGAACACGUGAUUGUUGAUGGAGUGGUACAAAGCAUAAAAGUGAUCACCUAUGAGGCCAGCUCGCGGGUAGCUGAGUUUGCUUUCAAGUUUGCCCAGGAUAAUGGGCGAUCUACUGUGACUGCCGUUCACAAGGCUAACGUCAUGCGAAUGUCAGACGGCAUGUUCUUGCGGGCAUGCAGGGAGCAAGCGGAGCGUUAUCCAAAUAUCCACUUUCGUGAGAUGUUCCUCGAUUCUGUUUGCUUGGGUAUGGUGCAGGAUCCCCUACAAUUCGACGUUCUUGUUAUGCCCAAUCUUUACGGCGACAUUCUCAGCGAUCUAGCAGCGGGUCUAGUCGGUGGACUCGGUGUCACACCAAGUGGUAACAUAGGUCAGCAAGGCGCUCUCUUUGAAUCGGUGCAUGGAACAGCGCCGAACAUCGCGGGUCAGGAUAAAGCGAAUCCCACCGCCCUCCUCUUCUCCGCCACCAUGAUGCUACGCCAUCUGGACCUCAGUCACUAUGCCAAUCUCAUUGAAGCGUCCGUGUUUUCAGUUCUUCAUGCAAAAAAGCACCUAACAAUGGAUUUGGGCGGAACUGCCAAGUGCUCGGAGUAUACAGCUGCCAUUUGUGAGGAAAUUGUUCGAGGGCCUCAUUGA